Molecule: messenger RNA, 1731 nt
Organism: Rhopalosiphum padi (bird cherry-oat aphid)
Lineage: Eukaryota; Metazoa; Arthropoda; Insecta; Hemiptera; Aphididae
Product: NAD(+) hydrolase sarm1-like
Exons: 8
Coding region: 356-1456 (366 amino acids)
Biological process (GO): response to axon injury; negative regulation of MyD88-independent toll-like receptor signaling pathway; signal transduction
Cellular component (GO): dendrite
Molecular function (GO): protein binding; NAD+ nucleosidase activity; signaling adaptor activity
Source: RefSeq, a predicted model, not a curated record
AAUUGCAUUUAAUCGUUUUAGAACCUCGUUCAAUUCAACUAGUUUGUUGGCGAACGACACAUGUCUAUUGCCGAUUAAAUUUCAGUUGUAGUUUGAUGUUCUAACUAAUGUUCUGAUGGUUAUUAUAGAUAAAUAUUAUUUUCCUCUCUAUAUAAUUUGUUUUAGUUAUUACUUGUUAAUAUUUAUUCGUUGCAGUCGUCAGCUUUUGAAUCUACUUUGUAAUUUACAAUAUUCUUCACUACCUCGCGUAUCUAACUACAUCAAACAUAUCUUUGCCAAAAUACGAAAUACGAAAUAUAAGCAGUUAGAAACCACACAACAAUUAUCAUCCUAAAGUGGCAGUGAAGCAUUUACAAUGCGUGAGAUAAAUAUUGAUCAGACCUAUAAAGUCAGCAAUACAUUCAGACACCACCACUGUUUUGAAAAUAAUUGUUUAGUAAACAAUCACGAAUCUGAUAACAAGGAAGCGACUAAAUCAUCCGAACUCACCGAAACCGAGAUUCAAAAGCAGCUCGCAUCCAGGUUAGCACCUCAACCAUAUCAGUUGAUCGGCGAAGAAGUUUCUUACAGACUUGACAAAAAAGUCGCACAGUGGCCAAUAGAAUACGUCCUUAUAUGGUUCAAUCUAAUCGGGGGUAGCGAUUAUAUCAAAAAUUUAUUGGAAAAUCGAGUUGACGGUGAUCUAUUAUUGCGAAUAACUGAAGAUGAAUUGAGAGACGAUAUUGGAAUACACAACGGUAUAAUGAAUAAAAGAAUUAUGAGGGAACUAAACAAUUUAAAACAGUCAGCUGAUUACAGUAGUAUUGACUCAACAGGCUUAAACUCGGUCCUAAAAUCAAUUAACUCGGAAUAUUCUGUGUACACGUAUCCUAUGUUGAACGCUGGAGUCAACGUAGAUUCAAUAAGGUUUUUAACGGAUGAUCAACUCAAAAAUGUUUGCGGAAUUUCAAACGGUAUUCAUCGAAGUUGUAUAAAAGACUCAAUACAAAAUAUGUCGGGAUACACAGAGAACGUAGAUAAACCUUUCGAUGCAUUUAUUAGUUACAGACGAUCUACUAGUUAUGUGCUGGCUAGUUUGCUUAAAGUAUACUUGGAAAUUCGAGGUUACAAAGUGUUCAUCGAUAUGAAACGAUCAAAUGAUGCCAAACAUCGGCAUGACGUAUUACAAACCGUAAAACAGUCAAAAAACUUUAUUAUUGCGUUGACGAAAGAUUCAUUAGUCAAACAUUCGAAGGUUUCAUUAGACGGAGAUAUCGAAUCUUUAGAUAUGAUUAGUGAGGAAGUCGCGACCGCGAAACAAAGUCAGUGCAAUAUAAUACCAGUAUUGGACAAUUUCUCGUGGUCUUCGCCUGUACCAGACGGCUUGAAGAACUUGAAUAUGUACAACUCGAUAAGUUGGGUGCACGAUUAUCAGGACGCGUGUAUAAACAAGUUGGUGAAGUUUAUGAUCAAAUGAUAGUAACUCAAAUUAGUCAAAUUGUUUACUUUUUAAUGUAUAUUUUAAAUUUUUUAUUUUGCAUUUUGAAUAAAAUUAUUUUAAAUAAGUAUUAAUUACCUAUUUAUUUUGUAUUUAAAACAAUGUUUUUUUUUUUUGUUGAAGUACGUUUUUAUUUGAGUAUUUGAUGUAUUUUACUGUUCUUAAUUGUAGUUGAUUAUAUUAUCAUGUUAACAUUAUUAAUUAAUAACUAUUGUCUAUACGACUAUAUAAGUACAAUAAAAUCGAGUGACUGA